AUGCUCGCUUCUCCUUGUCGGCGACCUAAGCCCCGUUACAUUGAUCCAUCCUCCCAAACUUUGGAAGAACUAGCGCUUUUCUCUGGACCACACAAAAUCCUCCCAAAAAUCGGACCAACACAUCCAACAAAUCAAUUGCAAAAAUGCCAUCGUAAGGUACUUGGUUUACAUUCCAUUUGUAACACCAACAUUCUCUCAUGGGAACCUCCGCCACUAUUGUCCUUCCCCUAUAAAUACCUUAUCUCACCACCCCCAUUUUUCACGGCUACAAUGAACGGCGACACCCUCAACCACCGUUCCUCACUCCACACCAACACCACCAACCUCAAAGACCACACACUUGCUACGUCUACCCUCGAAAAGGCAUGCACUAAAUCUAAUGCCUCCUCAUUAUGGUUGCGGCGGAGUUGGGUUGAUGAGCUACGGUGGCGGGUUGGUGAAGUGUCGUUCAUGAAAUGGACGGCAGACGAUGUGUCGGCUGUGUUGAAGUUCCACCCAAUACCGUGUUUACUGGCUGUAUUUUUGUUGUUUUUCAUGCGCGUGGAGUACACUCUUCCAAUGAUUCCUCCGUCUUCACCGCCGUUUGACAUUGGCUUUGUGGCCACCGUCCAGCUCCACCGCAUUCUUUCCGGCAGCCCUGUACUCAACACCAUUCUCGCCGGACUUAAUACGGUGUUUGUGGGGAUGCAAACGGUGUAUAUAAUCGGAACGUGGGUGGUGGAGGGCCGGCCGAGAGCCACAAUUGCGGCGCUGCUGAUGUUCACUUUCAGGGGCAUUUUGGGUUAUUCCACACAGCUUCCUUUGCCUCAGGGAUUUUUAGGUUCCGACGUCGACUUUCCGGUUGGAAACGUAUCGUUCUUUCUAUUCUAUUCCGGUCACGUAGCUGCAUCAGUUAUAGCAUCUCUCGACAUGAGGAGGAUGCAAAGGUCGGAAUUGGCGAUUCUUUUCGACAUCUUCAACGUAUUACAAUUUGUGAGGUUGUUGAGCACCAGAGGCCACUACACCAUCGAUUUGGUAGUCGGAAUCGGUGCGGGCAUGUUAUUUGAUUCCAUAGCCGGAAAAUACAUCGACAAAAGCCACAAAACACCCACAAUUGACCCCAAUUCCAAUGGCGAUCGUAAGGUCUUCCUUGCGUCUCCAAAGCUCGGAAAUGGGACACAAUGA
This is a messenger RNA of Lactuca saligna, 1164 nucleotides long. Lineage: Eukaryota; Viridiplantae; Streptophyta; Magnoliopsida; Asterales; Asteraceae. The record is from the annotation of a GenBank genome assembly.